UGGGGGAAGCCGCAUUGAAAAGUUGGGGGGGUGCUUGUUGGACCCUGAUAGGGAAAGGGCUUCAGACUUCGGCCUAGAGGGCUUUUCUGGGUCUGACUGCGAGGCGUCGCUGGGAUCAGUUGGAGGAAAUGCCCCGGGGAGUGUUCGGCCAGGUCUAAUUGGGGGUAGCCGCAGGGAUCGGACGAAGAGGGUUUUCGGUUCGAGGUGGUGGGAGGCUUGGUCGAACUUGAUUGGGGGAAGCAGCAGUGACCCGUUAGCAGGAGUUAAUGCUGACUGAGGCGGGGGGUUGGAGCGCUGUGGGGGGAGGCUUUGCCAGACCUGAUUGAGGAAGCGACAGGGACCCGUCCAGGGGCCUUCUGUCGCCGGAUAGGUGGGCUUGGUUGACCCUCCUGCGGAGAGGCAUCAGGGACCUGUCUGGAGACUGCUUUGGGUCUGAUUAAGGGGAAUCGCUGGACUGCGUGCCGGCACGGGAGAGACCACGGGGGCUGGGGCGCUAUCGUGUUCUGGGGCAGGGCCCCUGGAUGGGGAGGUGGCUGGGCCCUCGCCUAGCAGCUUCGAGGGAAGUGGAAGUCUUAGGGCCCGGAGCCGAGGGCGGCGGCAUGGGCCGCGGUGGGCUGAAGGCCCAGUGUUGGGUGGGAUGAGGAUCCGCCGGGUCCCGUCGCCACCUCGCAUGGCCCGCUUCCACAUACCCGGGCCCGCGCUCCCGAGCCCGCGACUGCGCGGCCGUGGAUGGCGCAGCUGGCGGGGACCCCGCACUUGGGCGGGCGUGGAUCGGCGGCCUCCCUCUGUCCGCCGAGGACGCUCCCGCCCUGCUACCAACGCCACCACCUCUGCGGGGGCUCAGCCCGGGACUCACACGGAGCCCCUGGGAUCCAGCGCUGAUCCUGGCCCCUACCCCCGCAGUUCACCUUGCACCAUGGACUGGCAGCCAGACGAGCAGGGCCUGCAGCAGGUCCUGCAGCUGCUCAAAGACUCGCAGUCGCCCAACACAGCCACGCAGCGCAUCGUGCAGGAUAAACUCAAACAACUGAACCAGUUUCCCGACUUCAACAACUACCUGAUAUUCGUCCUGACCAGACUCAAGUCAGAAGAUGAGCCAACUCGCUCUCUCAGUGGCCUCAUCCUCAAGAACAACGUGAAGGCACACUACCAGAGCUUUCCACCACCUGUGGCCGACUUCAUCAAACAGGAAUGUCUCAACAACAUCGGCGAUGCCUCCUCGCUCAUCCGGGCCACCAUAGGCAUUCUCAUCACCACCAUCGCUUCCAAGGGCGAGCUGCAGAUGUGGCCCGAGCUGCUGCCCCAGCUGUGCAACCUACUCAACUCGGAGGAUUACAACACCUGUGAGGGAGCCUUCGGAGCCCUGCAGAAGAUCUGCGAAGACUCAUCCGAACUUCUGGACAGCGAUGCCCUCAACAGGCCCCUCAACAUCAUGAUUCCCAAGUUCCUACAGUUCUUCAAGCACUGCAGCCCCAAGAUCCGGUCCCAUGCCAUCGCCUGUGUGAAUCAGUUUAUCAUGGACCGGGCCCAGGCACUGAUGGACAACAUCGACACCUUCAUCGAGCAUCUGUUCGCCCUGGCCGUGGAUGAUGACCCUGAGGUGCGGAAGAACGUGUGCCGUGCACUGGUGAUGCUGCUGGAAGUGCGGAUCGACAGGCUCAUCCCCCACAUGCACAGCAUUAUCCAGUACAUGCUGCAGAGGACCCAGGACCAUGAUGAGAACGUGGCCCUUGAGGCCUGCGAGUUCUGGCUGACACUGGCCGAGCAGCCCAUCUGCAAGGAAGUCCUGGCCUCCCACCUGGUCCAGUUGAUCCCUAUCCUGGUAAACGGGAUGAAGUACUCAGAAAUCGACAUCAUCCUGCUCAAGGGGGAUGUGGAGGAGGACGAGGCCGUCCCUGACAGCGAGCAGGAUAUCAAGCCACGUUUCCACAAGUCACGCACAGUGACGCUGCCCCAUGAGGCCGAGCGGCCUGAUGGCUCUGAGGAUGCGGAGGAUGAUGACGACGACGAUGCUUUGUCCGACUGGAAUCUGAGGAAGUGCUCGGCGGCUGCACUGGACGUCCUGGCUAACGUCUUCCGGGAGGAACUGCUGCCCCACCUACUCCCCCUGCUCAAGGGCCUCCUCUUCCACCCCGAGUGGGUGGUCAAGGAGUCGGGCAUCCUGGUGCUGGGCGCCAUUGCUGAGGGCUGCAUGCAGGGCAUGGUGCCCUACCUGCCAGAGCUGAUCCCACACCUCAUCCAGUGCUUAUCAGACAAGAAGGCCCUGGUCCGCUCCAUCGCCUGCUGGACCCUGAGCCGCUAUGCCCACUGGGUGGUCAGCCAGCCCCCUGACAUGCACCUCAAGCCUCUGAUGACAGAGCUGCUCAAGCGCAUCCUGGAUGGCAACAAGAGGGUACAGGAGGCGGCCUGCAGUGCCUUCGCCACCCUGGAGGAGGAGGCCUGCACGGAGCUGGUCCCUUACCUCAGCUAUAUCCUGGACACCCUCGUUUUUGCCUUUGGCAAGUACCAGCACAAGAACCUGCUCAUCCUCUACGAUGCCAUCGGAACCCUGGCCGACUCUGUGGGCCACCACCUCAACCAGCCGGAAUACAUCCAGAAGCUGAUGCCUCCGCUGAUCCAGAAGUGGAACGAGCUCAAGGAUGAAGACAAGGACCUCUUCCCUCUGCUGGAGUGCCUGUCGUCAGUGGCCACUGCCCUGCAGAGUGGCUUCCUGCCCUACUGUGAGCCCGUCUACCAGCGCUGUGUUACCCUGGUGCAGAAGACACUGGCCCAGGCCAUGAUGUACACCCAGCACCCUGAGCAGUACGAGGCCCCUGACAAGGACUUCAUGAUCGUGGCGCUGGACCUGCUCAGCGGCCUGGCUGAGGGCCUGGGCGGGCACGUGGAGCAGCUGGUAGCCCGCAGCAACAUCAUGACACUGCUCUUUCAGUGCAUGCAGGACUCGAUGCCUGAGGUCCGGCAGAGCUCCUUCGCCCUCCUGGGAGACCUCACCAAAGCCUGCUUCAUCCAUGUCAAGCCCUGUAUCGCUGAGUUCAUGCCCAUCCUGGGCACCAACCUGAACCCCGAGUUCAUCUCUGUCUGCAACAAUGCCACCUGGGCCAUUGGCGAGAUCUGCAUGCAGAUGGGGGCAGAGAUGCAGCCCUACGUGCAGAUGGUCCUCAACAACCUGGUGGAGAUCAUUAACCGGCCCAACACGCCCAAGACGUUGCUGGAAAACACAGGUCGCCUGACGAGUCCCUCUGCCAUUCCAGCCAUCACCAUCGGCCGCCUGGGCUACGUGUGCCCACAGGAGGUGGCACCCAUGCUGCAGCAGUUCAUCCGGCCUUGGUGCACAUCCCUCAGGAACAUCAGGGACAAUGAGGAGAAGGACUCGGCCUUCCGAGGCAUCUGCAUGAUGAUAGGCGUCAACCCCGGGGGUGUUGUGCAGGACUUUAUUUUCUUCUGCGACGCUGUAGCCUCCUGGGUGAGCCCGAAGGAUGACCUUCGGGACAUGUUUUAUAAGAUUCUCCAUGGCUUCAAAGACCAAGUUGGGGAGGAAAACUGGCAGCAGUUCUCAGAGCAGUUCCCACCGCUGCUUAAGGAGAGGCUAGCUGCCUUCUACGGGGUCUAGAUGAGUACUGCGACUGCCAGGUUUCUGUCUGCGUCGUCGUCAGAGGGGUUGCUGGGGAGCGCGCUGCGUCCAGAAGUCGCCGUGCCCUGGUCGAGGGGGGUUAGGGAGGAGUGAGUGGGACCCAAAUCCAGACGCCCUCCCCGUCCAUCUACCUGCCAUACCCGGCCAUAGGCCGGUCAGCGGGUGGGCAGGUGGGUGGGGCCUCCACGUUCAUCCUAUAAAUGGGAGGGGGGUGGGACUUCUUGGCAGCAAGGGCCCCUUGCUCUAAUUGGGGUCACCUCAGGCAGCCUACUUGGGCCAGCCACGUGUGGGAGGGAAGAACCAACACGGCCGACCAAAUCCGGCUUAGGAUGAGGCAAGGGAAAAGCAGGUGGGGAGGGGGGUCCUUGUAGAGACACGUACACUCACACGUACACACGUGGCUACACGCAUGUGCGGGCGCUGCAGCCAGCCAGGCUGGGCCAGCCGCCCCACCGUUUCCCCGACUGCAUGGAGACAGUAGAAUUAGUGAACCCCUGAGUUAACUCGUAAGGCCUUCCGUGUAACCUGCAUCUAGAGUUUAAGAAGCUUCUGCUGUUUUGCCGGAAUUGGCGGUGAUUAGGGAGGGCUGGGUGGGUUGGGGACCUCCGCUGGGACCCUGGGGCGGGUGGGGGGGAAGAGGACGGCCACCUUGGGGCCGCCCAGUCAGCACGCACACGCUUUGGACCUGCUCCGCACACUUCUUGCCAGCUCUGUGGCAGCCUCAGCCAGUGUGUCUCCCUCCUUGUCCCGUCCCAGCCAGAAGAGUGGGGACCACCGAAGUGGCCGGGGCUGGCCAGAGGUCGCCCUUUUCUCCCUCCCCUGUGCUCCAGUGACUUUCGAAGAUGCUGGGCUGGAACUUUUUCCCCGAGGAGAGUUGGGGGCAGCCAGAGCUGCUGACAUCUACCCCUGUGUCUCUCCAUAAGCAAGUCUGUUUCAAAGGCAGUCCGUUUCUCUGCUUCCGAGAGCCCUCUUCCAGGCCUGGGUUUUAACACAAGGGCCGAGGCUGAGGCAUUUAAUUGAUGGUGAUAGAAAACCAAGGCUUAUGCUUUGCCAGCAAGAGGGAAACCGAAGGCUUGGAGGAAGGGAAGGGUGCUGUAUUCCCUUACCCCACUCUGGCCCUGGGACUUCCUGAUCAUCACAGCUCCCAGUAGGCCCCAAGACCCCACCAGAUUGGGGUAGCGAUCCUAGGGAAACUUCUGGGAUUGGUUGGGGAUGCAGGCACAGUGGGAGAGGCUCCCCUAGAGAGAGGAGGUGUGGUUGCUUCCCAGUUGGCCUCAAAACUGAAACCAAGCCUUGAAGCCCCCUUAAUGUUGUUUUCCUCUUCCCUGCUUUCUACUUCUCUGGGGGCCUCUUUUUGCGGUUUUGGGGGUUUGACUGGAUUCCUGCAUUCUGGGGCCUGCUCCAUGCAUCCCUCUCGAGCACUGGAUCACACCCUCAUCACAGCCCUGUGUCUAUCAGACAGGGUCAGGCCCCACCUCUCUUCCAGGGGCACUUGGUGCACAUUCCAUAAACUCAGCUGGUUCCCCCGCUGUGAAACUCCAGCAGGUCUCUGGAAGCCAUUUGUAAAAAAAAGAAAAGAAAAAAAAAUUAAAUACCAUUUAAUUUUCUGGUAAUUCCAGUUCUUUGGAGCAUCCUCUGCUGGGUCUUGGGGUGUGUGGAUUGGCUGUCUGAUGGGAUUGGUAACCCCUUCUCCAUCCAGGAUGGGGGGCCUCCAACCACCUUCAGGGAAGGGGAGCCUGGUUCUAGUUAUCUUUUUUCUUUUUCUUUUCUUUUUUUUAAUUAAGGAAACUAUUUAAUUUUUUAAUUUAUUUUUUUGUUGAUUUUUGCACAACGAAGUUUCAGCUUCUCAACCUUUUCCCCUGCGCAGGGCUGCGGACCCUGACUGGCCUCGAUCUGCAGUCCCUCUCGUUCCCACAUCCCUCCUUCCCCCUCAUCCUCUUCUUCCUGCGGGCUCCCAGGGUCUGUCCAUUUGUUACCGUGCUGUGCUGGGGACUGGCGCCAAGGUGGCGUGAGAUUCCACUUGUGUAGAACUUUGUUGAGUAAAGAUCAGUUUCUUGUGAAA
Messenger RNA from Delphinapterus leucas (beluga whale), 5693 nucleotides. It is a transcript of the gene TNPO2, whose product is annotated as transportin 2. Gene Ontology annotation, molecular function: small GTPase binding. NCBI's taxonomy places the organism in Eukaryota, Metazoa, Chordata, Mammalia, Artiodactyla, Monodontidae. The record is from RefSeq and is a predicted model, not a curated record. Gene Ontology annotation, biological process: protein import into nucleus.